Messenger RNA from Scatophagus argus, 2737 nucleotides. It is a transcript of the gene snai1b, whose product is annotated as snail family zinc finger 1b. Gene Ontology annotation, biological process: regulation of DNA-templated transcription. The transcript has 3 exons. NCBI's taxonomy places the organism in Eukaryota, Metazoa, Chordata, Actinopteri, Scatophagidae. Bases 1158 to 1964 code for a protein of 268 amino acids. Gene Ontology annotation, molecular function: DNA-binding transcription factor activity, RNA polymerase II-specific; RNA polymerase II cis-regulatory region sequence-specific DNA binding. The record is from RefSeq and is a predicted model, not a curated record.
GGUUGCUGCAAUUCACAUCACCCAAAGGGACAAGAUUUACAUCAUCACAUUAUUCCUGUCAGCUCGGUUAAUUUUACCUCAGAUCGUGCUGUGAGCAAGCUGAGGAACAGCGACUCUUUUAUCUAAAAUGACUUACUUCCCGCAGAGAGACAUUCGUGUCAGGAUGAACCGAGCGCCUUAUGUGCUGAGGGGAGCAGAGAGAAUAGAGCGUUUGUCUCCUGUCCCUGUCCCCAAAUGUCUCCACCUCACCGGGGUGCGCAAAAACCCGGAGGCACAAGCACUCAAAAGAGCCAUCAUAAAACGCCAUUUAUCCGGCAGGGGAUGCGUUUAAAUGUUCUGCAACACUUUCAAAAUGCACAGAAGUGUUGGUCAGGAGAGAGGGAGAUAAGAGUAGUCCGUUUUAAUUGAAGAAUCAAUUAACCCACACAGCUGUAUUUUCUCGGGAGAUUAUCACAUAUCCAUCCCUUUAUAUAGACGUGUCUUUCAAAGUAGCGACCUUCCAUAAAUGUUACUUUCCUGAUCACUAUUUUAUGCACAUUUCAGAAAACAUCCAACACCACCUCACACGGACGGAUAAUUUAUGAUCCGACAGAGGACGCUCCAGCUUCAGUUUGCCACGAUAGACUUCAGAGUAAUGCGCCAGGUGACAAAAAAGCUUUUACUAAAAUCAUUACUGAUGUGGCUAUAUUUACUGCUCUGCAUUCUUCUGCACAUUUUGGCCGAAUUUAACUGUGAAUUGCAUGACAAUCUACUUACGUUUGAAGACAAUACGUGCAUGACUGAAGGUAAAGAGUGAGCCAUUAGAACCGUGAAAUGCGCAAUUAGAUUUGCGCUUUGCUUCAGCUUUUGGCACAUUGGGCACCUGUGGUGAGCGAGUUAUGGUGGCGCCUUGAUGCACUGGGUGUGUCUGUGGGCGGAGACCUGCGCACCCGCCCCGCUGCUUCUCCCCUCUGGUUACUAUAUGAGGAGGCAACCCUGCGAUCCCUCAAUAGGAUACGUUCAACUUUGGCAGUGGUCUUGUUGAUCUCUUCAAACGUUUUCACCUCGUCCGACCGGAAUCUGCAGCUGGCUGAAGCAGAAAUCCUUGGAUCUGAGCGCACCUCGCCGUGGGAAUAACAUUUUUAAAAACCUAUUUAUCGGAGAAGCUACACCUCAACAUGCCUCGGUCAUUCCUUGUCAAGAAGUAUUUCUCCAACAAGAAGCCAUACUACAGGGAGAGCCAACUGGAGAGCCAAACUGCCUUUGUCCCAGAAAGUUUUCCACGGGCCGAACUUCCAACGCGGAACAACAGCUCUGCUUUGACCUGCUUCCCCAGCAGUCCAGUCUUCAGCAGCAUGGAGACCCUGCCUGCCCCCCUGUCCCCGAUCACCCCUGUGUCCCUGUCCCCUUCUCCGCUGGGCCCUCUGGACCUCAGCAGCUCUCCCUCCAGCAGCAGCAGCAGCGAGGAAGAAGAGGACGGCGGACGUACGUCAGAUCCCCCCAGUCCGGAUAUCAUUCAGCACAUCUACCACUGCCUGCACUGCAGUAACAGUUACAACAGCCUCUCAGCACUGUCCCACCACCAGCUCUCACACUUCACUCCAACGCAGCAGACGCCUUCUCUGCCCACCGAAGCCGCUGCGCGUCCAGCUUUCCAUUGCAAACACUGCCCCAAGGAGUACACCAGCCUGGGAGCCCUAAAGAUGCACAUUCGCUCACACACUCUGCCGUGCGUUUGCCCCACGUGCGGCAAGGCUUUCUCCAGACCAUGGCUGCUCAGAGGACACAUCCGCACACACACAGGUGAGCGCCCCUUCGCUUGCCAACAUUGCAACCGGGCCUUUGCAGAUCGCUCUAACCUGCGUGCCCACCUGCAGACCCACUCUGAAGUGAAGAAGUACCAAUGUGGAUCCUGUGCGCGGACCUUCAGCCGCAUGUCCCUGCUGCACAAACACAACGCCUCCGGCUGCUGCCCUGCCUCAUAGAGGCAUUCCCUGAACUGCUCUCAUGAGCCAGUUGAAGCUGCUAGCUGGCUUUGUCCCCACCCUGAUUAGCGGCAAUACACCCAGAGGACUGUGUAUAGAUCGGUGCCAGCUCACUCACAAAGCCAUGGAACAGAAACUGGACUUCUGUUGCUUUUAUAGAAAGACUUAAGUGCCUUUAAUUUUUCAGGACUUCUGUAGAUUUUUCUUUCUGAGGUCGCGUUGGUGUGCACAGCACAAUUCUGCUGCAUCCUGUCAACUGUGUGCAUGUUUAUGUGUGAUUUUGAGGCAGCUGGACAUGCAGUUAAUUCCCAGGAAACUCCAUCGGUGCCGGCCGGUCCGGGACUCUGGCCAUGUUGCAGCUGCUUGGGUGUGUUUGUGUGUGUGUAUGUGGGGAUGUCAUUCCUCACCAGACUAUACAUACAUGGCAUGUGUGUGUGUGUGUGUGUCGACAGCUGCCUGUGUAUGGUGCACUGUGGAGACGGGGCGCGCUGAGAGACGUAUUAGCUGUGACCUCGACAACAGGUGACCCUCCGCUCGCCCCUGACACAUACCACACUCAUUGUGUGUUAUGGGACAUGAAAGGACCACUUAAACCUGACCAAAAAACACAAUUUGUCUUGACCACUAUUGUCAUUUUUACAACAUAAAGGCCAUUAAUUUUGACAAGAGAUUUGACAGUUUUUAUGAACCGUUUUGUUGAAAAUGUCUUUGACAUGGGAAUACUGUGCCUUUUUCUGCCACAUGAAAAUAAAAGCUUUGUUUUAAAAAAGAAA